This is a messenger RNA of Penicillium angulare, 948 nucleotides long. Its product is annotated as enoyl-CoA hydratase/isomerase family protein. The coding region runs from base 1 to 948 and encodes 315 amino acids. The record is from RefSeq and is a predicted model, not a curated record. The transcript has 4 exons. Lineage: Eukaryota; Fungi; Ascomycota; Eurotiomycetes; Eurotiales; Aspergillaceae.
AUGAUAUUUGACCCCGCCCCUCUGGGACUCCCAGUCUCGUAUGAAACUAUUUCAACCUCGGGUGAUAUCAUUGUUAAACAUCACCCAGAAGGGGCACCAGAGGCGACUCCAGUUGUGGUUGUUACACUGAAUCGGCCCACCAAACACAAUGCCUUCACGGGUGGAAUGAUGGAAGACUUUGAGAAGCUCUUCCCUCUAUUUGAUGCCGACGAGCGUGUCAAGGUGAUUAUUUUAACAGGUGCUGGUAAGACAUUCUGCGCUGGCGCAGACUUGGAUAUAGGAUUCAACCGCCACCUUGGUCAAGAGAGACCGGCUGAUCAUCGUGACGGAGGUGGACGUGUUUCUCUCGCUAUCCAUCGAUGCCGGAAACCCACUAUCGCAGCCAUGCAGGGCUCGGCAGUUGGCGUAGGCAUGACUAUGACCCUUCCCACGGCUAUUCGGAUUGGCUAUGAGAAAGGGAAAUAUGGAUUCGUGUUUGCUCGCCGUGGAAUCACAAUGGAAGCAUGCUCGUCAUUUUUCCUCACUCGUUUGAUCGGCCACUCAAACGCUAGCUACUUGCUUAGUACCGGUGCAGUUUUCCCACCUACAGUAAAGCACUUUGGUGAUUUGUUCAAUGAAAUCAUGCCCGAGCCUUCUCAGGUAUUGCCUCGAGCCCUCGAAUUAGCGAUCGAGAUUGCCGAAAAUGUCAGCCCUACAGCAUCCUAUCUCAAUCGCGCCAUGAUAUGGCAUGAUGCCGGUUCGCCUGAAAUGGCACACUUGAUAGAAUCGAAAAACAUUUACCACAUGUUCCGAUCAGAAGAUCAAACAGAAGGCGUCACAGCGUUCUUCGAGAAACGUAAGCCAAACUUCCGGGCAAAUCUGGAUCAAAGCUUGCCUGCACAUCUGCCGUGGUGGACUGAGGUGGAUACUGGUCGAAAGCCCAAGGCCAAUUCUUCGUCGAAGUUGUAA